Dovyalis caffra is the source of this 3438-nucleotide messenger RNA. The record is from the annotation of a GenBank genome assembly. Lineage: Eukaryota; Viridiplantae; Streptophyta; Magnoliopsida; Malpighiales; Salicaceae.
AUGGAUCCUUUAAGAGUCUUCACUGAGAUAAUGGCUCAUAUAAAAGGUGGCUUGAGAACUUGGGAGUCCUGUAAUGGUAGACUCAGCCAGGAGGGCUAUCUUGAACUUUCUGGUCGAAUGUCAACUUUAGGUAUCCAGGAGAAAGAAACCGUGUACAAAAUUUUUAAAGCUUAUGAAAAGAUGAAGGUCAAAAAUGGUGAUUUUGAUAUGGCUGAUCUUGUAAUUGAUCUUCAUGACCGGCUUAAAAAAGAAAAGUAUGAUGGUGACAUGAUGGACUAUGUAUACAUAGAUGAAGUCCAGGAUCUUACCAUGAGCCAGAUUGCUCUUUUCAAAUUCAUCUGCAAAAAUGUGAUAGAGGGCUUUGUGUUCUCCGGCGACACAGCUCAAACCAUUGCAAAAGGGGUUGAUUUCAGAAGUGGAGAAAAUGAUAGACGAAAUAAGAAGGGUCAAUUAUCUAAAAUACUUCAGUUGAGCCAAAACUUCCGUACCCAUGCUGGUGUUCUGAAGUUAGCUCAGAGUGUCCUAGACCUUCUUUACCAUUUUUUCCCUUCGCUUGUCGACAUUCUAAGCCAUGAAACUAGUCUUAUAUCUGGGGAAGCACCAGUUUUUCUAGCAGAGAAUUCUGAAAAAGCAAUUGCAACUAUAUUCAGGAGCAAUGCUGAUGAAAAAUGCAAUUUUGUUGGAUUUGGAGCAGAGCAGGUCAUAUUAGUGCGGGAUGAUCAUACCAGGAAUAAAAUUUAUAGUUACGUUGGUAAGCAAGCUCUUGUUCUGACUAUACUGGAGUGCAAGGGCUUGGAGUUUCAGGAUGUAUUUCUGUACAAUUUUUUUGGCUCACCAGAUUUGAGAGACAAAUGGGGAAUUGUAUAUGAAUACAUGAAGGAACAUGGGAUACCGUGUUCCAGUUCUUCCAGGUCCUUCGGAAUUUCGAGUUUCGAUCUGGCAAAACACUAUUUGUUGUGUUCUGAGCUGAAGCAAUUAUAUGUUGCUAUCACUCGUACAAGGCAAAGAUUGUGGAUUUGUGAUGAGGAUUUUUCCAAUCCAAUGUUUGAUUACUGGAGAAAGAAGGAACUUGUCAAAGUCAGGCAACUAGAUGAUUCACUCCUUCAAGAAAUGCAAGUUGUAAGCAGUCUUGAAGAGUGGAAAUCACGAGGAUACAAGCUUCUACAUGAGCAUAACUAUGAUAUGGCAAUCACAUGUUUUGAAAGAGCUGGAGAUAGACAUGCACAGACACUGGCAGAGGCUCUCGGCCUUAAAGCAGCUGCUGACAGAAUGCAUGGUUCAAAUCCUAUAAUGGCUUCGAACGCUCAUAUGCAGGCUGCUGAAAUGUUUGAAUCGAUUGGAAAGGUUGAAAGUGCUGCAGAAUGUUUUUACUUGUCAAACAAUUAUGAAAGAGCAGGUAGAAUUUAUUCACAAUGUGGAGAAUCUUCUGUAAAAAGGGCUGCCGAAUGUUUUUAUCUGGCUGGAUGUUAUAUGCUUGCAGCAGAACUAUAUGCUAGAGGAAACCAUUUCUCAAUGUGCUUGACUGCAUGUACAAAAGGAGAACUCUUUGAAAUGGGAUUGAAAUAUAUUCAGGGCUGGAAACAACAGUUAUUGACGAAUGAUUAUAGAGACAGGAUUGCACAAGAGUUUCUGGAGAGCAGUGCACUUCAUUAUCACAAGCUCGGUGAAAAGAUAAAGAUGAUGAGAUAUGUUAGAUCUUAUGAUUCCAUGGAUUCUAUUCGAAAAUACUUGAAAAAAUUUGGAUACCUUGAUGAGCUUCUGUCGUUGGAAGUAGGAUCUGGUAACUUCCUGAAGGCUGCAAACAUAGCAAAUAUCAAAGGUGAACUUCUACUUGAGGCCGACCUGCUUGAGAAAGCUGGACACUUUAAGGAUGCAUCAAUUCUUGUGCUUUGGUACGUGCUUCUCAACUCUCUUUGGCCAUCUGGGAACAGAGGCUGGCCCUUGAAGCAUUUUGCAGAAAAGGAGAAGCUUUUAUCAAAAGCAAAGUCACUGGCGAAGAAUGCAUCAAGCCAGCACUGUGAGAUUGUGAGCAUAGAGGCCGAAAUAUUGUUGAAUGAACAGAGUAGCUUAAGUAUGAUGAAGAAACAUCUAAGUAACUCUCAGAGACAUAAGAGUAUCAGAGGUGAAAUAUUAUCUGCUCGAAAGAUUCUGGAUGAGUAUCUUGAUCUCAAUGUCUCAAAGUAUUGGCAGCAAAACAACUUGGUUCAUCAUCAACCAGGGUUUUGGAAAGAAAAAUCUUCAGAAAAUAGGGUCUCUGUUGAGACAUUGGUUUUCUAUUGGAAAGUUUGGAAGAACAUGAUUUUUAACAUAUUUAAGUAUCUCAGUUGUCUUCCAGCACAAGAUACCAGUAAAUAUAGAAGUUAUGGAGAAUUCUGCUUCAGUUACUUGGAUCUCUGGAAGCAGAUCAAUACUAAUGUCUACCUUUUAUUGAAAUCUGAUGCCAAUUGGGUAAGGGUAUUGGAAAGCAGAUUUGUAAGAGAAAGUAAGCUCGUUUCUGUGAAUGUUCACCAAGUAGUCUUUGCUGCUCGAAGUUAUUGGCGUUCAGAAUUACUUUCUGUUGGUAUGAAUGUGCUGAUCAAACUUAAAGAAUUGUACGAAUCAACUUAUUCUUUAUCUCUCUUCAGUCAAAGCAUCUGUCUUGUUCAUUUCUAUGAGGUUGCAAAAUCUCUUUUGAGUUCCAGAUAUCUGAAUCACCAAUCCCAUGAUAACAAGAUACUGCAGAAUUUAAUUGGAAUACCAACUCAACACUUCUUUAGCUGCAUAUUUCCUGUGGACUGGAGAGAAUCAUUGGAAGUGAAUACGAUUUCCUGGAGGAUGAGUCCGAUUUCUAAAGAUUUACUCAAAGAAGUAAUUUUUGUAAGCGUCAGCUUAAAAAACAAGCUAUCUUAUGAGCAACUUGGAAGAAUGGCAGUGAUUAUUCUUGGGUCUGGUCACAUGUACAAAGAAUCAUAUGAGAAGAUCAAAGAUAGGGUAGCAUGGAAUCCAACAUGGAUGGCUUUCUUUGAGGCUUUCUGUAGGAAUGCGUGUGAGCUGUCUUAUAUGUGGAAGUUGCAUGGAGCUCUAGCAGAUGUUUAUAUUGCCAACUGGAGGAAAGAAGACUAUAUCUCACCUGGCUGUUUUUUGUACCUUAUCGAGCGCCAGCUGAUUUCGUUAUCUUGCUCCCAGGGGUACUUUCUCACAACAAUGUCUUCAUUCAUCGAAUGGUUUAUCUACCAGGAACGCAGUGACAGUCUAGCUUCCGUAGCCGAACAUGCUCCACAAUCUACUGAAGCCAUUCUGGAGUUUGUAGCACAUGUUGUUAAGCAGUUCCUUCAUAAUAUGAAGCAUACAAUGGAGUGGACCGAAAAAUCUUACAAAAAUGUGAAGGACUGUGAAGCAGUGGUGUUGAGAUUAGUUGUUGCAAUCUGCCUGAUUUAUUUGAACUUUGGUUUGUGCUGA